Aricia agestis (brown argus) is the source of this 777-nucleotide messenger RNA. RefSeq lists its product as uncharacterized. The record is from RefSeq and is a predicted model, not a curated record. Lineage: Eukaryota; Metazoa; Arthropoda; Insecta; Lepidoptera; Lycaenidae. Bases 1 to 777 code for a protein of 258 amino acids. The transcript has a single exon.
AUGGGCGUUAUCCGCUCCAUGUCCAUGUACGAAGCUCCGAUUUGGGCUGGGAGACUGUCGGCCGUCAACAGGCUUGUACUGGGGCGGUUGCAAAGAGUGAUGGCGACGCGAGCGGUGCGUGGGUAUCGUACCAUCUCCCGCGAUGCGGCAUGCUUACUUGCUGGGAGUGUCCCGUGGGACAUCGACGCAGAAGCUCUUGCCGACGUUUAUUGGCGUUGCGCAGCGGACAGCAACCCCCUCCUGGACGUCAUGCGUCGGUGGAGAGCUGAGGCGAGCGAGAGGUCGUUAGACCUUUGGGCGGAGCGUUUACAGGAACCGCUGGUAAGCGUCGCGCUGAUAGAAGCAAUCCGCCCACUAUUUAAAGGGUGGGUAAAACGGAGACACGGAGCACUCUCCUUCCAUCUGACACAGAUGCUGACCGGGCACGGCUGCUUUGGUCGGUACCUGUGCCAGAUCGCGAGGAGAGAGAGUGACACAAGGUGUCACCACUGCCUUAACGAAAUGGACACGGCCGAACACACAUUGUCGACCUGUCCAUCUUGGACGGAACAACGCGCGGCCCUUACGGCUGCCAUUGGAGUGGACCUCUCCCUGCCAUCAAUAAUCCGGGCAAUGUUGAGCAACGAGAUUGCGUGGCAGGCGGUGAAUGACUUUGCCCAGGAUGUCAUCACUGCAAAGGAGGAGGCCGAGCGCAGGAGAGAACGGGAGGCGUUCGACCCCUUGAGACGGCCGAGGAGAGGACGCGCACCACGGAGUGGCCGCAGCGCCUUGCCUUAG